UAUAGUAUUCAUGUGUAACAGAACAUUCAUCACUUGUUCAAAGAUGCUUACGUUUGUUUUGCUGUUUCUGUGUGUAGCUAAAUCGGUAGUGGCGUUAAUAGCAGAUGACCCUUGCGACUAUUACAUUGAAAUGUAUGAACCUUGGAGAAAAAUCAGCCACAGCAGUUCUAGAUAUUAUUAUGAAGAAUAUGGGAUGACAAGGGAUUGGUUUCGCAUCACAGGACAAGCGGGAAAUAAGGUGGCCAACACGUGUCCUUCGCUCAACUACUGUGGUGCCAACUACCCUAUGUGGAUGCUAGGAGAUCAUCCUACAGCGGCUGAAGGAAUAGUGAAACACACACUUUGCACCAGAUACUCCUCCAGCUACUGCUGCACCACUCCUAGUGAGUACUCUUAUUUUAAGGGAGACGUCAUCUACGUGAAGAAAUGUCCAGGUGGAUAUUAUGUGUACAGGAUACCUAAUCUAAAACACUGGGGUGGCAGAGCUGUAUGCUCAGUGAGAGACAGCAGUGACCCGUGCCUGGACAGUAACUGUAAAUACGGCUGUGUUAACAACAAUGGGAAUUCUAAGUGCACCUGUCCACCUGAUAUGGUCAAGUCUGGGGACAAUUGUGUGUUACCAUGCCAAGUUAACAACCCUGGCUGCAGUCAUAAAUGCGUCAACCAUGCUGAUGGUACAACUAGCUGUCACUGUCCAUUUUACCUGACCCUGGACGCAGACAAAAAAACGUGCAUAAGUAAGUGCCAGACCAACAAUGGCGGUUGCAGUGAUUAUUGUCACGAAGACGGACAAGGCGAUGUCGCCUGUAGUUGUCCGGCAAAUCUGGUACUCGCCACAGACAGGAAAACAUGCAAAACCUCUUGCUCUAUCAACAAUGGUGACUGCAGUCACGUGUGCAAUGACACUGACAAAGGUGUUGUCUGCUAUUGCCCUCCCAAUUUAGAAAUGGGACAUGAUAUGAAAACAUGUGACAAGGAUGUGAACGAAUGUCGUAACCAAACCACACCUUGUUCCAAACACGCUGACUGUACCAAUACAUUCGGGAGUUACACAUGUACCUGCAAACUCGGCUACUUUGGGGACGGCUUCCAAUGUUUAGAGGAAAAACCCACUGAUCCAACAACUAAAAGGUGCGAAUGUCGUCUGAGGGCAGAGAUAAACAGCACGGCCCCCGGUGCCAUACUCUACGAGUUCCCCACCCUAAUCUACGGGUUUAAAGGGGUUUGGGUACUGGAGCCCAACGCCACCGUGUCUGUCCCGAUUACUGACCGCUUCCCAGAUUUCUACAAAACCCGGCCGGUGCGACGUGAACUUAAGUUACCCGAUCUGUACACCUGUUUACGUGUUCUUAGAGACUGUCCUUUUGAUUGCGAGAUACUUGCUAAAUUAACCUUAGGAGACGAAGGACUUGCCAAGAAAUUCCCGGUUAAGAACUCUGCUGGCGUCGACGUUAAAAAGUCCUUGGGGCAGAUUUCUUGUGAGCGUUUCGGCAAAGAUUUCCUUACCCCUGGCAAACGAGUGGUGACAUUCUACAACUCCCCUCGUGAGUGUGGUAAAGAGGCGUCCACCCAUGCGUUUGACCAACGGCUCUGCUGUACUAACUACAACGUUUCCGACAUCGGUUCAUUUAAUGCUUGGAAUAAGAAUUGUACCGAAAGAAUGAAGUUAGUUGAUGUCUUGCCUAAAUCUGUUGGAGCACAUUGAAUUGUAGGCCUAUUCCUCAGUGAAAUUCGUAUAGGCACUUAUCGAUAUCUUGCGAUACAAAGUUUCGUUUAAUCUAGACAACAGAUACGCAAGAGUGUAGUUAUUCGGAUACAGAUUUAUGUGCAAUGAAUUAUUCAGUUCACUUGGAGUAUUGACUGAGUGCUGUGUAAGGCUCAUAGCGAAGUCUUUUAAACUUGGUAGGCUUACAUU
Lingula anatina is the source of this 1915-nucleotide messenger RNA. RefSeq lists its product as uncharacterized. NCBI's taxonomy places the organism in Eukaryota, Metazoa, Brachiopoda, Lingulata, Lingulida, Lingulidae. Gene Ontology annotation, molecular function: calcium ion binding. The record is from RefSeq and is a predicted model, not a curated record.